Messenger RNA from Bipolaris oryzae ATCC 44560, 729 nucleotides. RefSeq lists its product as uncharacterized. The transcript has 3 exons. The record is from RefSeq and is a predicted model, not a curated record. Gene Ontology annotation, molecular function: acyltransferase activity, transferring groups other than amino-acyl groups. Bases 1 to 729 code for a protein of 242 amino acids. Lineage: Eukaryota; Fungi; Ascomycota; Dothideomycetes; Pleosporales; Pleosporaceae.
AUGGCCACGCCCCUAGAUCCAUCAUUGAUCCCUAACCCCACCCGCCCAUUCGACCCGGCACGCCUUGCACUCCGCGCUGUGCGCCCAGAGCAAGACAAUACACUAUUCGUCGCUCUAGGCAACGAUCACCAAGGCUUCAUCAACAGCAGCGCACCCAAUAUUAGUCUACCGGGUGCCUCGCACGCCAAAUCCUACAUGGAUUACGUGGCCAAUGAGGCGCUGGUGGGCGCUGUGAUUUGGCUAAGAGACGAUGCAACGGGCGGGACACGAAUGUCGGCGCCAACGUGGGCACCGAGUAAUGUAGAAAGGAGAUCCAACAACGACGCCAUCAACUCCCCAUCCACCUUCACUACCAGCCAGCCUCUGCCGUCUGACUGGGGCACCGCAAUAGGGGUACUUCACCUCUCGCGCCUCACCCUUAGCACCACGCACCACCGCCGCACCGACAUCGGCAUCACCAUCCUGCCCGCCUACCAAGGGCGCGGCUACGGCCGUGAAGUCAUAGAGGUACACAUCCAAGCGUUCGAGUGGAACGUGGGUGCGUUGAGGUUAUAUGAGAAGAUCGGGUUCAAGGCCGAGGGGAGGGAGAGGGAGGCGUUCUGGCAUGAGGGGAGGUGGUGGGAUGGGGUUGAUAUGGGCAUGUUGGAGGGAGAAUGGUGGGACAUGACGAGGAAGAGUGAGGGCAAGGAGAAGCUAUGUCGAUACAGCCCCAAACUCGUUAGUGUAUAA